This is a messenger RNA of Letharia columbiana, 1257 nucleotides long. RefSeq lists its product as uncharacterized. The transcript has a single exon. Bases 1 to 1257 code for a protein of 418 amino acids. NCBI's taxonomy places the organism in Eukaryota, Fungi, Ascomycota, Lecanoromycetes, Lecanorales, Parmeliaceae. Gene Ontology annotation, molecular function: alcohol dehydrogenase (NAD+) activity; metal ion binding. The record is from RefSeq and is a predicted model, not a curated record. Gene Ontology annotation, cellular component: mitochondrion.
AUGUCCCACCAAGGUGACGAAACUUACCUCCCCGCCUUCGCCCCCGGCAAAUCUCCCCACGAGUCCCCCUAUAUCUCCUACGGCACUCCGUACCCCAAAGCCUGCGCCCACCACGUCGCCUCCACCUUCCACGCCCGCCGCGUCUACAUCCUAGCCUCCGGCGCCCUAAGCCGCAACACUUCUGACCUCCCCACCCUCGUCAGCGCUCUCGAGUCUGAAAUCGGCGACGGUGCCGUCGUCGGAAUCAGAAAGGGCGUCAAACCCCACUCCCACUACUCCGACAUACUCGAACUCGUCCAUGAAGCUAAAACCGCGAACGCGGACAUCCUCGUCACCCUCGGCGGCGGCAGUCUGACCGAUGCGGCCAAAGUCAUCGCCCUCGCUCUCGCCAACGACGCUACGACCCUCGAUGACCUCGAAACGCUCUACUUCGACUCCCCGUCCCUACGCCAUCCGCUCCUCCCAGCUACCAUCCCAAUCAUCUGCAUCCCCACCUCCCUCUCCGCGGGCGAAUACACCCCCCUGGCCGGCGCCACCAACGACGCGACGAAGCACAAACACUCCUUCCAGCACCUCUCCAUCGGGCCCCGCCUCGUGAUCCUGAGUCCGGAACUGAGCACCACGACCCCCCUGCCCAUCUGGCUCAGCACGGGCGUCAGAGCCAUCGACCACUGCGUCGAGGCCAUCUGCAGCACCGCCUCCACAGCCGAAGGCGACGCCACCGCCGCGAAGGGCUUGCGGCAACUGGUCCCCGGCCUGCUGGCCACGAAGACGGCGCCGCGAGACUUGGCACCCCGCAUGCGCUGCCUGCUCGGCGCCCGGGACGCCAUCGGCUGCGGCCUCCUGCGCGUCCCCAUGGGCGCGAGCCACGGCAUCGGGCACCAGCUCGGCCCCCUCGGCGUCGGCCACGGCGACACGAGCUGCGUCCUCUUGCCCGCCGUCAUGCGCUUCAACCGGCCCGUCAACGCGGCCAAGCAGGACGCCGUGCUGCGCGUCCUGUGGGGCGAAGCCGCCGUCGCCGCCGUCCUCGCCCGGAGGGGCCUCGACCGCGAAUCGGCCGACUUGGGCGCCGUGCUGGAUGCCCUCUUUCGGGAGUUGGGCCUGCCGAGGUCGUUGAAGGAGGUGGGGGUCGGACGCGAAGGGUUGCCGGCGCUGGCGGAGGGCAGUUUGCGGGAUCGGUAUUGUCGGUCUAAUCCGGUUCCGUUGAGGGAGGGGGGGCAGGUGAUGGAGAUUUUGGAGAUGGUGGUUGGGGAUUGA